AUGGAUAAUGUUGACGAGAGAAAUGGUUAUGGUGACCGUGGUGGUGAUAAUGGAGGCAGUAGCGAUGGUGACUGUGGUGAUGAUGGUGGGGGCAGUAGUGAUGGUGACCGUGGUGAUGAUGAUGGAGGCAGUAGUGACGGUGGCCGUGGUGAUGAUGAUGGAGGCAGUAGUAACGGUGGCCGUGGUGAUGAUGAUGGAGGCAGUAGUGAUGUUGACCGUGGUGAUGAUAAUGGAGGCAGUAGCGAUGGUGGCCGUGGUGAUGAUGAUGGAGGCAGUACUGACGGUGACCGUGGUGAUGAUGAUGAUGGAGGCAGUAGUGAUUGUGGACGUGGUGAUGAUGAUAGUGAAGGCAGUAGCGAUGGUGGCAAUGAUGGUGCUGUGAACGAAAGACAUGAAAGGAGGUAUCUUCAUGGAUGUAGUUUAAAUCAACGUCUGGACUACGUUGACACCUUUAGGCUCCACCAUGCUAUGGGCAUUGCCCAUGCCCGGUCAAGAACGUCCUUUGCACAACAUCACCGCAUCCACCCGAGGACAUUCGGAAGGUGGCUAGAUUAA
Messenger RNA from Lineus longissimus, 555 nucleotides. RefSeq names its product S-antigen protein-like. The transcript has a single exon. Lineage: Eukaryota; Metazoa; Nemertea; Pilidiophora; Heteronemertea; Lineidae. The record is from RefSeq and is a predicted model, not a curated record. Bases 1 to 555 code for a protein of 184 amino acids.